GCAAUUAAUGAUAGUUUUAAAGUAUGAUUUUAUAAAAUGUCGGUCUUGAAACAUAAAAAAACUCAUCAUAUCAAUUGUAAAUAAAUUCAAUUUAAAAAAAGUUGUCAGGCAAUGCCAGAAUCAAGUUCUUUUGCUUCACCCUAUACAUCUAUUGGAUCACAAUCUUCAUAUAAAAAUAUUUCUCAGUUAGCAGACAAAAACUACAGUUUUUUGAGUUAUAAAGCAGAGGUUUUAAGAAAUGACCAAGAAAAUAAAUCUAAAGCUGUGAUGGAAGCUUUAAAAUGCUUGCAAGAAAAGAUACAAUAUUUAGAAUCAGACAGAGAUCAAGCUGAGCAAAAUUUAAAAUCACUUGCAAACGAGGCACAAACUUAUAAACAAAAACUUCUAUCUAAUAAUGGUAAUACAUUUGAAGCAUCGACAAUAUCUAAAAAUCUAGACUUAGAAGACAAAUUAGAAUGUGCAAAAAAAAGGUGUGAGAUAUUAGAAAAACAACUUGACACUUCAAGAACAAUGAUGUUUGGUAAAAGAAUACAUUCUCCUUCAAAUAAAACCAAUGUGCAGCCACUUUUGUUAGAUUACUCUAACAGUAAAAAGCUCUCGGCUGGUUCCACAAUUAGUUUCUCUGCUGCUCCACUGGUUGCUGUAGAGCAACUAAAAAAUAACGUGAAUGAAAAAUCUUUCCAUGAAUUGGAUGGUUUUCUACCAACAAUAGAAAAGGUAAAUAAAUUGCAGGAAGAGCAUUUAAAGCUGUCUGCUUCUCAGGCUCUCACAGAGAAUAAAAUACAACAGCUUGAAAAAAAAAUCCAAGAAGCUCAUAAAAAAAAACAAGUACCAGGUACACAGCAGAAUGUUGAUGAUAGCGCAAUGAGUAUCGAUGGUGACACAAAAAAUAAUAGUGAUGAAAUUAAUAGGAUGCAUAAAAAACAAACAAAGACAAAGGUUAACUCAGAUAUUAUGGAUUUUCAUACAAUGAAAUCUAAAAGUUCAAAGUUAUCAAAUGAUCAUUACUUGAUGAAAUAUACAGAUAUACCUUUUGUUGUGGGAAAAUCAUCAGGGAAAUCACAUUCUUUAGGUGCUAAUAUUCAAAGUGUACUUUCCAUUUUGAAGUUGCAUAACAACCUUUGUCACAAAGAAUUGAAAGAUUAUCAAACAACAUCAGAUUCAAUAAAAGUCAAACAAAAGAUGACCAAGUAUGAUAAAAAAGUUGAAGAUUCUAUUUCUGUAAAAGAUAUUGAAAUCCUACUUGGGAUGCUUCAAGAUGAAUUGGCUCAAUUGGGAUUUGCGCAUCAUGAAGUAUCUUCCCAGAUUGACGAAAUUAACAACGAGAAACAAGAAGAAUAUAGAAAAAUGUUAGACCGCAUGGAGCAAAAAAUGGAGUUAAAAAGCAAUCAAAUACAUAUUAUUAAAUCUCAUAUCGAAAAUCAUAAAAAGUGCAGUUCUAAAAGUAGAAUAGUUAAAACAUGUAAAGUAAAAGAUAACUCGCAAGAUUCUAAAGUAAAGGGUGAUGAAUCGCAAGAUACGAUGAAGUCUAAAGAUAGUGCUGCAACAUCGAGAAGUUCUAUUAAUCCGCAUUUAAUAAUGUUGAAAAAAUCAAAAUUGCUUCAACAAACUUUACGAAAAGGGGAUCUCCAUUGGGAAUAACUAUUUGAAUGUUAAGGCUUUGUAUGUGUGUGUGUGUAUAUAU
Hydra vulgaris (swiftwater hydra) is the source of this 1684-nucleotide messenger RNA. RefSeq names its product centrosomal protein cep57l1. Gene Ontology annotation, cellular component: centrosome. The record is from RefSeq and is a predicted model, not a curated record. Gene Ontology annotation, molecular function: microtubule binding; identical protein binding; gamma-tubulin binding. NCBI's taxonomy places the organism in Eukaryota, Metazoa, Cnidaria, Hydrozoa, Anthoathecata, Hydridae.